ACGCAUGUUUUCUUCCUCGUGACGUUGCAAGGACGUAUCCGUAGUAACCUGUCCUGUCCAAUGCGUGCGCCCCCUCAGAGGUGAAGAGUGUUCCAGUUCAUACUGUAAACUGUCUUUGGUUCAAGGUUUGGUUUCGGUGACAGCGCUCCGCUCUAUCGGGUUUUGAGAGCCUGGAAUACGGGUUACUGAGGCGGAAAGCCGCGUUGUAGAGAGCCAAAAUGAUGAAUAUGUGGAAAGUCCGGGAAUUGGUUGAUAAAGCAACCAAUGUGGUGAUGAACUACUCAGAGGUGGAGUCUAAAGUGAGGGAGGCCACCAACGAUGACCCCUGGGGACCUUCAGGACAGCAGAUGGCCGAUAUUUCCAGAUGUACGUUUAUGUAUGAGCAGUUUCCAGAGGCGAUGAACAUGCUGUGGAUCAGGAUGCUCCGGGAGAACAAGAAGAAUUGGAGAAGGGUCUACAAGUCUCUGCUGCUGUUGUCCCACCUCAUCAGGAACGGUUCAGAGAGAGUUGUCACCAGCUCCAGAGAACACAUCUACGACCUACGAUCUCUGGAGAGCUACCACUUUGUAGGCAAGUACUCUGCUCUCUCUCUGUCUGCCGUCUCGCUCUCUCUCUGGCUGCCGUCUCGCUCUCUCUCUGGCUGCCGUCUCGCUCUCUCUCUGGCUGCCGUCUCGCUCUCUCUCUGGCUGCCGUCUCGCUCUCUCUCUGGCUCGAGUGACCGGUAUGAUUCCAACAGCUCUGGCGGUAACGAGGGAAGCAGCAGAGGGAAGUGGGAUGAGGACUGGAAGAGAGACCAAGGCCAGUUUCCCUUCAGUGACAAACUGGGGGAGAUCAGUGAUAAGAUUGGCAGCACCAUCGACGACACCAUCAACAAGUUCAAGAAGCAGAGCAGAGAUGACUCACCAGACAGAUUCAGUGACAACGAGGAGGAGCGAGGUCGCCCGUCGCAGAAUGGCCAGUCUGGGAGGUCAGUGUUCAAAGACGAGGAGGAAACCGUAACGACCAAGAGCGUCCAGAUCGUCCAGGCAACAGAAACCACCGCAACCAAGAAGAGAGGCGGGGUUCCAUCCAAAACUGUGUCCCUGGGAGCCGCAGCCCACUACACAGGAGAUAAGAGCCCUGAUACCUCUGCAAAACAGACUCUGUCCGCAGUAGCACCCCAGCCCUCCAGUAGUGGUCUGGCUGACCUAUUGAUGGUAGAUACAGGACCCAGCCUGCCUGCAGCAGCCACCGACCUGAUAGGAGGAUUUGCUGACUUCUCGUCUCCUUCUGCCUCUGUCGGCCUCUCCACAGUACCUGCCUCCAGUGGGAACGGUGACUUUGGGGACUGGAAUGCUUUCCCUGGUGGCCAGGCCCCCGUCCCCACCCCCUUCGCCCAGCCUCUGGCCCCCAGCAACACUGACCUGUUUGGGGCUCUGUUGGCCAGCUCUGCACCAGCUCCAGCCUCCGCUGACCUGUUUGAUCUGAUGGGUCCAGGUCAGACCCAGUCACUCUCUGCCUCUCAGAGCCUCACCUUUAAUAUGACCAACACACAGACCAUCAGCAGCACCAUGCCACAGUCCAGAUCACUGUUGAUGGGCGGGCCCCAGCAGCAUGAAGUCAUGCUGGGUACCGAGGGUUCCAUGGGGUCAGCGAUCCCCUCCACCUGGUCUGACUCGUCGGUCAACAUCAGUCUGGACUUCCUGGCACCUGGCAUGCAGCCCCCCAAACCUGUCCAGCCCACCCUCAACACACUCCAAGGAGGCCAGCCCCUCCCACCCAUCAACAUGCUCUCCCAGGGAUUCGCCGGCAUGGGCCUCGCAACCGCCCCCAUCAGACCGGCAACAACUCCCAUGAUGCACCCUGGUGCUGGGAUGGGCAUGGCCCACAGCCAGGGCAUGAUGGGAAUGGGCAUGAACAUGGGUGCCAUGCCCCAGGCUAACAUGACCAUGGGCAUGCCUGGUGCUAUGGGGAUCAGGAUGCCAGCCAUGUCUAUGGGCUCUGGCAUGGUACAGCAGCAGCCCAAGCAAGGAUUGGACGCAUUCGCAGAUUUCUGCAACUUCAGGAAAUGAGGGAAGAGAAGUGAAAGAGAGGAGGAGGGAGGGCUGUUGUUUCUAUUUUUCUCUCCAUCCAAUCGACCGUCUGUGAAGGAUUGUAAAAGAGCUGCAAACAAAGAGUGCUUGAAUGUUGUCAAAUAUCAAAUACUGACUGCUACCCCUCCACUUCCUGUUUCUCUCUUUUAACUCAUGUAUAAAGACAUGAAUGUAUGUAUGUUUUAAUCAGUUGGAACUUGGAAUCAAGUUCCAAGAGGGUGUCCAGUAAUGGUUGUGUGCUGUUGGGGUUUGAAUCGGAGAGAAAGAGAGAACAACUAAGAGGGAGGGAGUGAGAAACCGGAACAGAAUGAGACUCAGAUUUUUUACUUUGAAAUGUAAGCCAAACAAAAACCAAUGAUUUCGAAGUUAAACAACCCAUACAAUGAUAUGCACAAGGAUGACUUUUAAACUUGUAUGGCUUAACUUUGCAAUGAUGUUGUUUUGAAUUGCAUUUUUAAAAAUCAUUCUGUUACCAUGGAAUUGCCCAUAUGAAUCUUCCUUGAAGAGAAUGUCAGUAGGGGUUUUGCUUUCCUUAACCAUUUAAAUGUCCAGAGUAGCAAAAAGAUAGUUUCAUAUCAUAAUCCCACCCCAAUAACUCCCCAUCUCUUUUAGAAUGUUACCUCGACCUGUCCCUUCCCUACGACUGUAAAUAUUACUAUAAUGCAACGGACAAAUAAGUUAUUGAGUUCUUGACUAUGAUAUGAUGAUGCCGUGAAGAAGUGUGUGUCGAUUGGACGAAAUCAGAUGUCAAUCAAGACGUUGCUAUGGCAAGGUACAUUGCGAUGGAGUCAGUCUUUUAAUACUUACUUUAUAUAUCAGCGUUCCACACUCCCAAUGUGGAAUUUCUGUUCAAUAUUAGAUUUAACAGAUCAAUCAAUCGUUUAUUGAUGGAUGGAUUUAAUAAGUGAAUGAAUGAGAAAUGAUUAAAGCUGUUAAAUGAGGAAGCUGUGGUAAUGAUAACACAGAUAUCCUUUGUGGCCUUUCUUAUGGGUAUAUAUUUUUUAAAGAACUAUAAUCCUUUUUUUCCUUGCAUCCAAGUAAGAUAAUCAGUAGCUGUAGGAACAACCUCCUGGUGGGCUGUGUUCUUUAAGUACAGCACAUGGUGCCUGUGAGACGGAGGCCUUUUCCCUUCAUUAUAACUUACAGGAGACAGACGAUACAGUGGUUAAGACCAUUACGGUUCGGAGUAUACAGCACAGUAUGUAUGUGUGGUUCUUACUGCGCCCUCUGGGAGUAGGGGGAAGUUGCCCCUAGACUGUUACUGUUAGGAGUAUACAGCACAGUAUGUAUGUGUGGUUCUUACUGCGCCCUCUGGGAGUAGGGGGAAGUUGCUACUAGAUGCUGAUCCUGGUUCAGUUUUGCAUCCCCACCCAAUGGUUGGGAUUGUGGGAGGGGAAGCUGAUCCUAGAUCUGUACUUGGGGGAAACGUCACCCCAGAGCGUACAGUAUCUCUGAAGGAGGUUUCUCAGACGGUCCAGAUUAAGGAGAGGAUUUUUAUUUUUGGGGGGUUCAUCCCAUAUAGCACCCUAUUCACUUUGUAGUGCACUACUUCCAAUCAGGGCCCAUAGGACUCGGCUCAAAUAUCGUGCACUAUAUUGGACAUGGGUGCAAUUUGGGAUGCACACUCUGUACAUGUUGAAGUCAGGACCAUCUGUACCAGGCCAGUGAGUACCUCACAUGUAGACUCCUCAGGCGCAGUCUUCCAUGAGUUGCGGUCAAUUCCAUUUCAAUUCUGGAGGUACACUGAAAUUCCAAUUGUCUUCAAUUAGAUUUUUUACAAUUUGGUUUACUUUCUGAAUUGACCUCAACCCUGCACACACACACACAGUAGUCUGUCUGAGAGGAGGCAUUACCUGUUGGAAACGACCAAAAUCUAUCCACUCUUGUUUGUUUUUUCUAAGAGAUUGUCUUUAUGGGGUUGUUCUCUCGUUUUAUUUAAUUUUUUUCUACUUAUUACAAUUGUUCUGAGAUCUUUGGUAAUGUGGGAUUGUUACUGGAAAGAAAACACUAGUUCAUGCAAAUGUGUAAAAAGAACAAGCGAAGCAUCACCAACGAAAGAAACCUUGAAGAUGUCGUUUUUGUUUGAUUUGAUUUGAUUGGCCCAUCAUGAUCCUGUAUCUGACAUUAAAACAGUUGAUUACA
Oncorhynchus kisutch (coho salmon) is the source of this 4214-nucleotide messenger RNA. Its product is annotated as clathrin interactor 1-like. The record is from RefSeq and is a predicted model, not a curated record. Gene Ontology annotation, cellular component: endosome; plasma membrane; clathrin vesicle coat. Lineage: Eukaryota; Metazoa; Chordata; Actinopteri; Salmoniformes; Salmonidae. The coding region runs from base 219 to 2051 and encodes 610 amino acids. The transcript is spliced from 11 exons. Gene Ontology annotation, biological process: endocytosis. Gene Ontology annotation, molecular function: phospholipid binding; clathrin binding.